Messenger RNA from Copidosoma floridanum, 5184 nucleotides. It is a transcript of the gene FoxP, whose product is annotated as forkhead box transcription factor P. The record is from RefSeq and is a predicted model, not a curated record. Gene Ontology annotation, molecular function: RNA polymerase II cis-regulatory region sequence-specific DNA binding; DNA-binding transcription factor activity, RNA polymerase II-specific. Gene Ontology annotation, biological process: regulation of transcription by RNA polymerase II. Lineage: Eukaryota; Metazoa; Arthropoda; Insecta; Hymenoptera; Encyrtidae. Gene Ontology annotation, cellular component: nucleus.
UGCGCGCAAAGCAAGGUAUAGUUUAGUGUGCGCGUUUUGGUAUAUUGCUUUUGCCGCGAUAGAGCCGCGGGACGCUUCACUCUCGAUGCAAAGUCCAGCCGGCGUGCUGCUUUGCUUCCUUCUAUACUUUGCGCCCGACACGCGGUCGCGCUUCUCGUUUUUCGGGGGUGUGCUUUUUUUUACAUUUUGUUUAUCGUUGUUUCCAUCCAGUUUGUAAUAAACGUGUACAGUUGGAUAAACUUUCGGGGUGACGUGCAGUGCUCGUAGGUGAGAGAUUGGUUCUGCGGGGAUUUAAAAUUUCCCGCCCUUUAUUCGGUGUAUCGGGGUGUAACAACCCCCUCCCCUAGCGGAAGGGUUGUUUUUUUUUCUAUCGAAAAAAAUUUUUUUGAGCUUUUGCUUUUCCAAUAGCCAGUGCAGUCAAAGUGGUGAACAAAAGGUGGUGUUUUUAGUGUAAAGUGACAACUCGAUGGGAUAACUAAAGUGGAAAAAGUGCGAAGAUCCAAAAAAAAAAGUCUCAUCCGAAAAACUUUGUUGGAAGAAGGGAUGACAAAGGAGGCAUAAGUCAACGCAAUUUCGUUCCUGCGGUUGGAGCGAAAUAUUCAUCAAACAAAACAGAUUCCCCGAAUAAAAAGAAAGAAGCAUUUGGAGCAAGAAAAAGACACAGGACCGCCGGCGCUAGUCUCAUAGAGAGAGAGGCAUAUACGCUAGCACAAAUACCACGGGCGCGUAGUUUUAUUUUUUCGACGCUCCCUUCAAACUCGUCUCUGAAUCAGCACGCCGGCUGCGUCGAAUAAUCAUUGUCGUCGUGAAAUUAGUCAGCCGGCAGCAGCCGUGGCGAGAAGAAGUAUACACGUACAAGCAAAAAAAAAAAUGAAAUAAAAAAAACGAGUAGCGUAAGACAACGGAGGGGCAGGAGGAGUGGAAGGAAAACAAUGAGAUUACGAGUCUAGAGAGACGCGAAGUUUGUGUUUGUUUUACUCGGUAUACACGUGAGAGAUCGUCGUGAAAAAAAAAAAAAAAAAAAACAGAGAGAAACUGUGUACAUAACACAAAAGUUUUCCUCGUUCGGAAAAAUCAUAAAUAACCGAUGGUGUAUGUAGUUGCCGGCAAUCACGUGUGCCAAAUCGGCAAUCGACCGGGCCUUGCCGUUUCGUGAGAAUGUAAUUUUUAUCGAGCGACAUUGAACUGAAUUGGAGAAGCCAGAAACACGAAAAAAAAAAAAAAAAAAAAAUGAGACGCAAGGCAAGGUCCCGGCGUGCGGGAUCAGUUGCUGCUUCGAUGAAACAAUCGGCUGACGGAUCUUCAGCGAAAUUUCACGGGACGCUCUGACGACCAACUAUACCCGGGAUAUACAAUAGAAAAAGUCAAUCGUGCGAGAGAUAAUCAGCUGUUUUCGUGUGUGUUUUGUCGUGGAUGUAUCACAUAUUUAUCGAGUGCGCGCAUCGCGAGAUAGACCGCGAUGAGAGCUCCAGUGAAACACGACGUGACCCACCAAACCUCGAAUCGGCAAGUAAAACCUAUUACGGACGAAUGCGUCACGUUGUUUUUUCUCGGCAAAAAGUGACAGAAAAAAAAAAACUCACCCAAGUUCAAAGUCCUCGGUUGAUGGGUGGUCAAACUUUUCUAACACGGAAAUCGUAAAAAAAAAGGAGCAGAUCGGCGAAGCGCUGUACCUCCAGCGUCAAUGUCAACAGGGUCACCUCGGCGAGAGUCCAUUCGACAGCGGCUCCUGGGGUAAGGAUCACUUCCAGCCGACCUCGGUUCCCUGGCAGGCGAACCCACACGGCCACGGCCGAACAACCGACGAUGGCAUAAUGGACCAUGACACGGACGGUGACGGAGCUAUAAACUUGUCAACGUCCCAGCGACCCUCCGCCUCGACAACGCCCAACGGCGACGCGUCUCUCUACGGUCAAGAUCAGCAGGAUAACGAUCAGGCGAGCAGUAUAUACGCGGCUCUGAAGCAGCAGUGCGAGUCCCGUCCGAGCCGUUGUCGCGACAGCAGUGGAAACUCGAGCGGCCCGGAGAACAGUGUCAACCCGGAACAGCCGGACGUCAGCAUCGAGUACCAAAGCAAUGGGAAGCUCAGCCCGAGCUCGGUCCACCACCACCACCACCACCAUUUUCAUCAGCAGCAGCAAAACAGCCCAGUGACGGGAGGUUCGGUGGUUGGUGCAGUCACAGGAGCGGGAGCAAUAGUACCCUCGGUAUCAGCCGCAGCACCCAUGACCCAGCAAAAGCAGCCGAUCAUAACUCAGCAGUCGCAGCAGCCGAGCUCCGGGGCGCCCGGGCCCCAGCCGAGCCCCCAGGGCCCGCAGCGGGCCUCACCCCUCGAUCCGUCGCAGGGCCUGCCGCCCACCUCGCAGACCACCGCCGCCCAGAUGAUGCUCAACCCAGCGGUGGGCGGCCUACACCAGAUGCAGCAGAUAUUACAGCAGCACAUACUCAACCCAACCCAGCUACAGUCCCUCAUGCAGCAGCACUCGAUCUACGUCCAACAACAACAGCAACAACAGCAGCAACAACAGCAACAACAACAACAGCAUCACCAUCAGGACCCGUCGUCCGAGCACCAGUCGAGCCAGGAGCACUUUGGUUACUUCUCGUCGUUGAAAAACCACCAGCACCAGUUGGCCGAGCUCGGGCGCAAGCAGCUCGAGCAAACGAUGCAGCAGCUCCAGGAGCGCCUCCAGCUGAACCUCAUACAGCAGACCCACCUACUGCAGGCGCCCGACAAGAAAAAGGCCUCGGCCACCCUGCAGCAGCUCGCCCUGCAGCAACAACAGCUCAUACAGCAGCUCCAGAUCACCCAGAGGCAGUACCUCCUACAGCAGGGCUUGGGCCUCCAGGGACACAACCACUCGGCGGGUCUGCAAGCCUCGGAGCCGAUGACGGGCUGGAAGACGGAGCCGACCGAGAACUCGGAGCCGCACGCCAACUCGAGCCUCCAGAAAUCCACUUCCGGUCUAAACGGCCUUCUUAACUCGUUAGUGUCGAGCCGUGGGCGCUCCGAGCUGAACGGCACGGCGCAACAGAUGGACGACAAGCCGCUCGACGCGAGCAACGAGAAGCUCCAGCACCAGCUUUACGGGCACGGGGUGUGCAAGUGGCCCGGCUGCGAGGCCGUGUGCGACGAGUACCAGGCGUUCCUCAAACACCUGAACACGGAACACACGCUCGACGACAGAUCAACGGCGCAGGCGCGCGUCCAGAUGCAGGUGGUCUCCCAACUGGAGAUCCAGUUGCAGAAGGAGCGCGACAGGCUCGCGGCGAUGAUGCACCACCUGCACAUGGCCAAGCAGAUGGCCUCACCUGAGCUCCCCAAAUCCUCCGAGUCAUCGAACACGCCGAGUAUGCCGAAGAUGAGCUUGUCCGCGGGUUUGAUGGGCCAGCCGCCGCCAAACUUUGGGGGUAUGUCGCAAGUCUCGCCAGUCUCGAUAUCGAGCCUCGUUUCGUCGGUGAGGUCGCCGGCGGGUGGCCAAUUGCCCCCAGCCUCGGGUCCGGGUAUGCCACCCGGGCUGACGGGCAUCGCAAGUAUGCCAGGCAUGCCCCCCAUGCCCAACAUGCCCGGUGGUCUGCCCAGCAUGCCGAGCAUGCCCAACUUGGCUGGGCCCAUUCGCAGGAGGAUCAGCGACAAGUCGAGCUUGUCGCUCGCAGGAGGACUGUAUGACGAGGGCACUGUAAGGCGCAGAGUAUCCGUCGAUAGAUCUGGAUUAGAUAUUAAUGAAGAGAUUCAGCGAAAUAGGGAAUUCUACAAAAACGCAGACGUUAGACCGCCGUUCACGUAUGCAUCAUUAAUACGCCAGUCCAUCAUCGAAUCUCCGGACAAGCAAUUGACGCUUAACGAGAUAUACAACUGGUUCCAAAAUACAUUCUGCUAUUUCCGGCGCAACGCUGCAACGUGGAAGAACGCAGUGCGACACAACCUGUCUCUCCACAAAUGUUUCAUGCGAGUCGAAAACGUGAAGGGGGCCGUUUGGACGGUGGAUGAAGUGGAAUUUUACAAGAGACGCCCUCAACGCGCUUGCAGCACGACUGGGGGUGUGCCGUCAAAGAGUCCAACGCUCACGCACAGUCCGACCAUGUACGGUGACGCUCUCACUGCGAAUCUCCAGUAUUUCCAGGCCGCCCUCGGUGAGUCGAACAUGGGCUUCUUGAGCAACUCCAUGUGCCCGUCGACGGCGACGAGCCCGGACAAGGAGCACCAGCCGAUCCCACCGUACAACGACAUGUUGAUUAGGUCGUCGCUGGACGACUCGGUGGCGAGCAUGCACAUAAAGCAGGAGGGCCAGAGCCCGGAGGGUGGCAAGCUGUCGAGGCUGAUAAAGCGCGAGCUGCUGGAGGCCCCGACGGAGCACGACGGGGAGGAGGAGGCCUGCAACGACGAGCGCGACUACCCGGAGAGCCAAGCGGGCCCCGACUCCGGCCCGGACGAGGACAUGGCCGAGGACCUCUCCAUGGCGCCCGAGAUCCUCACCGCCGCCGACGAGCACAGCGACGUGUAGUGGGCUCGACUCGCCCCACGCAGGUCUGACUAAUGCUACACAAGCUCGGUUGGCCCCUCAAAGGGGGGCCGAUCUGUUUGGCGCACAGUAGCGCUUGGAUCCGAGCAAAAGGCUGAUACGCUUUUCCAGAGCUCGUUCGCCGAGGGACGAGCAAACGGUCGAGGAACGACCCGAAAAAAAAAAAAGAAAGAAAAAAAAUUACGGAAGACCCGAGGAUGAAGUCAUAGUGAACAAGAGAAGACUGGAACGAGAAAUUAAAAAAAAAAAAAAAAAGGUAUAGGAAAAGAGGAAAAGGAGCAAAAAAUAUAUACCAAAGGUACGUCAUCGCAACGCCACCGACCGGUCCUCGGGGAAUCUUCCGACAGUUCGCCAUAUCCGUUCGUAAAUGUAAUAAUAUUAAAUAAUAAUCGAAGCUCGUCGCUCCCUCCCUCAUUGGGCCCCGGAAAAUAAUAAAAUUAUGUGUAGAAGAAUGAAAAAAAAAAAUAAUAAUAAUAAUAAAUAAAUAAAUAAAACAGUGGGGGAGGGAAAACGGGAACGCAGUAUUGUUCUCAGAGUCGCCGAGGUGAGGGAGACCACGCGACUCGUCUCGAUCCAUAUCUUUAAUCAAGCAAUUAAGAGAAACACAACGAUGUAUAUUCACAAAUGGAUGAACGAAAGAAUGAAGAUGCGCGCAGGAAGG